Molecule: messenger RNA, 440 nt
Organism: Monopterus albus (swamp eel)
Lineage: Eukaryota; Metazoa; Chordata; Actinopteri; Synbranchiformes; Synbranchidae
Exons: 4
Coding region: 19-414 (131 amino acids)
Source: RefSeq, a predicted model, not a curated record
ACACACCAGUCAGGACAGAUGGCGGAUUCAAAGCGAACAUCUGAACCCAUCAACUUUGUACAUCAAGAUGAAAUCUGGAAAGCACAUGUAAAAGCUGAGAAACAUUUGGCCACAGUCUGGCCCAACAAGUGGGGCUUCCUGACCGAGGUCUACAAGGAGUAUGAGAGGGACAGUGCAGAGCUGAAGAGAGCAGUCAGGGUGGAGCUUCCACAUCACCUGGCUGCACCACCUGCAACUCCUACAGAAAAACAUAUUCAUGUUGGCCCCUCCCCUCCGGUUCCUCAGACAACUCAGGCCCUGAUUGGUUGGCGUUCAGGCCACUCACAUCUUCAGCUGGAAAUGUUUGGCACGGUGCAUUAUGGGAAGCAUAGUUUUCUAAGGGAGCUGGGCUGGCCUUUUGGCAGCUGCAACUGAGUGGAACUCCCUGUUGUCUCAGCUAA